CGCCCUGGGCGCGGGUGGAGAGGCAGGGCGCGGCCCGUGCGCCCUGAGCUCGGGACUCGCCACCGCUCUCGGUCGGGGUGGUGCGCGGAGCUCCCCGCGGCCUGGGCGCAGAAAGCCAGCCCCCCGCCGUCGGGCCCGACCUCCGGGCGCCCUCCGUGCGCGCCGCCCGAGCGCCAACUUCCCCAAGAACGCUCCAACUCCGGGCCUCCAACUCCCGCCUCGCCAAAGAGGCGCUGCUUUUGGGGCACCCGCCUCGAGGACGCGCCCUGGUCCAGGGGUGCGAGCUUGCAUCUAUCUAUCUGCUCGGCAGCUCGGGCGCCCCGGAGCGGGCUGUGGGCGCCGCAGACGUUUGUCCUUCCCUCCCGGAGCCCAGGACCUCUCCAAGCCCGCGGUCCUCGCUCUCCCGGAGCCUGCCCUUUGCUUGUUUGCAGGAGCUUGGGCCCCAGCGCCGCCCCGGGGGAGGCAGGCGGUGGGGGUGUGCCCACCCAGAACCUGGUCCCUAGUGUCCACCCACCACGAGAACACGCUACCACCAGGUAGCAGUGACCCCGGAGACCUCUGGCGGCCCUGAGCCAUGGGCCAGAAGCUGUCGGGGAGCCUCAAGUCGGUGGAGGUGCGGGAACCGGCACUGCGACCUGCCAAGAGGGAGCUUCGGGGAGCAGAAGCCGGUCGUCCCACUCGGCUGGACCAGUUACUGGACAUGCCAGCUGCUGGUCAUGCAGUGCAACUGCGACAUGCUUGGAACCCAGAAGACCGGUCUCUCAACGUCUUUGUCAAGGAGGACGACCGCCUGACCUUUCACCGCCACCCAGUUGCCCAAAGCACCGAUGGCAUUCGGGGCAAGGUGGGCCAUGCCCGCGGCCUGCACGCCUGGCAGAUCCACUGGCCGGCCCGGCAGAGGGGCACCCAUGCCGUGGUCGGUGUGGCCACAGCUCGCGCUCCGCUGCACUCGGUCGGCUACACAGCCCUGGUGGGCAGCGACUGUGAGUCUUGGGGCUGGGACCUGGGCCGGAGUCGACUCUACCACGAUGGCAAGAACCGGCCAGGGGUGGCCUACCCCGCCUUCCUGGGGCCCGAAGAGGCCUUCUCGCUGCCCGACUCGCUCCUGGUGGUACUGGACAUGGAUGAGGGCACACUCAGCUUCGUGGUGGAUGGCCAAUAUCUAGGUGUGGCCUUCCGUGGCCUCAAGGGCAAAAAGCUUUACCCAGUGGUGAGCGCCGUGUGGGGCCAUUGUGAAGUCACCAUGCGCUACAUCAACGGCCUUGACCCUGAACCCCUCCCGCUCAUGGACCUGUGCCGGAGAUCCAUUCGCCUGGCCCUGGGCCGCCAGCGCCUGCACGACAUCAGUGCCCUACCUCUACCACAGUCGCUCAAGAACUACCUGCAGUACCAGUGACUGGCCCAGGGUUGCUGGCGGGU
Suncus etruscus (white-toothed pygmy shrew) is the source of this 1419-nucleotide messenger RNA. It is a transcript of the gene SPSB4, whose product is annotated as splA/ryanodine receptor domain and SOCS box containing 4. The record is from RefSeq and is a predicted model, not a curated record. Gene Ontology annotation, cellular component: SCF ubiquitin ligase complex. The transcript is spliced from 3 exons. Lineage: Eukaryota; Metazoa; Chordata; Mammalia; Eulipotyphla; Soricidae. Gene Ontology annotation, biological process: intracellular signal transduction; proteasome-mediated ubiquitin-dependent protein catabolic process. The coding region runs from base 575 to 1396 and encodes 273 amino acids. Gene Ontology annotation, molecular function: protein binding.